Messenger RNA from Pseudophryne corroboree (corroboree frog), 5405 nucleotides. RefSeq names its product KIAA0586 ortholog. The coding region runs from base 90 to 4976 and encodes 1628 amino acids. Gene Ontology annotation, cellular component: ciliary basal body; centriole. The record is from RefSeq and is a predicted model, not a curated record. The transcript is spliced from 32 exons. Gene Ontology annotation, biological process: smoothened signaling pathway. Lineage: Eukaryota; Metazoa; Chordata; Amphibia; Anura; Myobatrachidae.
GCUCUUGUAUUUGUUUCCCCCCUGAGUGAUGAUUGGCUGCCUAGCAGCGGGAAGUGACCGGGUAACAGCAGUACUAGUCCCGGAUAGCAAUGGGGGAAGAAUCCUCAGACAUUAGCUUAGACUCAGUGGCCAGCACCACUGCUAGUGAUGUACUAAUCCGUUCCACCAGUGUGCAUGUGGCAGGACCCCAGGGAAAGGGGGCAGCAGAGGGAAGCAGACCACUCACUGCUAAUGGGGAGCAAGGGACAGGUAAUAUCAGCCAGCUGGUGCUGAGUGCCCAAAGUGUGGCAGGAGGUGGGCAGGUGGGUGCUCAUCCCGUGGGGGUUUCCAGUGACAGAAUGGGGCACAGUCAGGUGGGACCCUCAGAGGGAUCAGCGAGGAAGGUGGGGCAUGGUAAUCCAGGGUCUGCAGGGCACCAUGAUAUUGGGGAAGGCCAGGUACACAUCUCAGCGAAGAGUCUGCGGGAGCUACCGGCCCAUUUCCCAGACUUUGCUUUAAAGAAGCGGGGUCCUACGUAUGUCCCUCCGGCUCUACCGGCUAACCGGUAUCCUGCAGUCAGAUUCUCCCUAACGGAUGGCGCGCCAGAUACUAUAAGUGGAUCCACAAUACAGAAAAAUGCUACUAAGAAUGACGCUUCGUUGCCAAAGGUUCUUGUGACAAAGCAUUUUCAAGACAACACAGAUGAGGAAAGAGUUGUGAAGCAUUCACAUGAAGGUAAAGAUGUACAGAUUUCACAGUUUACUACUGGUCAUAAAGAAACCUUUAUGGCAGCACUGAAUAAAAGAGUACAGAGGGGGCCUGUGACUAAAGAGGUGCGUGUUCAGUUGCUUGAGGAUGCAGCAAACAAAGGUAAGAAGACAAAAGGCUGCACUGAGAGCUCUCCGGGCUGCGGUGCGAUCCACUCUGCUGCUAUUGCUGCUGCCACCGCCGCUGCCAUUGCUGCUGCGGCUCCAGCCCUGAAGGCACAGAGCGAUCUGGAGGCCCAAGUGAACUCUGUCUCCCAGCUGCUUACCAAACUCCAGGAGACAGACAGGCAGCUGCAACGGAUCACUGAGCAGCAGAGCAAGAUCCAAAGUCAACCAGCAGAAAGAGUAUAUCACCCAGAGAGAGUGAGCGAGCUGGAGAGGCAGCUUUCCCAGCUGACGGAGCAGAGACUUCAGCAUCUGGAAAGACUCCAGCAGCAGCAUCUGGAGAUGCAGUCCCAGUUUAUGAAUGCUGCAAUCAAAGCUGGAACCAGUCUCCAGGAUUCUGCACUUUCAGUUUGUACUCGUGUGCCUGUUACUGAACAACAGCCCCUCAGUUUGCCACUGACAACUGCACCUCCAAAGAACCGUGAGAAAGUUGUUGCAGAGAUUACACAUCAAUCAGAGAAAUCUCCCUUGGAGACUCCAGCUCCCCGCAGGUUUGCACCAGUACCUAUAUCUAUGGAUGUGCAAGUUCCAUCAAAAGCAUUAAUAGGAAGAGAGAGUGUGGGGGAUUCCACAAAUCCAGCCAGUUCAGGUCAAGUACAUUUUUUGCAGCAGAUUCUUGGACAGAAUGGCACUCCCCUGUCUAGAUCAGGGUAUAAAACCCACACUCCCUUAAAUCUGACAACAACUGACAAAAGGCACUUUAAUGACAGCUUUCCUCAGAAUGAUGGCGUCAGUGGUGCUAAAAUCUACAGUCAAAGCACGGCAUUGUCAUCCAACAGUGCAGUGCAGAAAGCCGGGGAUGUGCUGCAGGACCUGCAUACGCUAAAGCAGAAGAUGCAGGACAUGGUGAAGGAUGCGAAACAGUGGAAAACUGAAGUGGAUGAAUUGAAGCCCAGGGAGCAGCUGAUUAUUCCCUCCAAUCUAUAUAAACAUCAUUCUGUUUGGCGGAUGGACGUGAAUCCUCCAAAGUCUAUGUUUGAAGAUGCAGAGCGGAUCCUAAGAGAAGUACAGAACAAUAAAAAGGUCCUUGAACACAACUUGGAUGCCAUAAUCCGGGCCAAGAAUGGGACAGCCAUGUAUUCUCUCAUCAGUACUUUGGCUACAAAUAGCAAUGGUGCAGAGAAAAUCAGAAUUCAGAAAACGGUGGAUUCAUGGAUUACUGAUAUCAGCUCUGAGAUCCAAGAGGAACUGGCAAAGAAGGAUUAUAGGAAAAAGAAAUCUGAUGACCGAAUUCAAGAGUCUGCACUGAGGAGAAAUACAGGAAGCACCAAAGACACUAAGAUUAAUAGAGAUCGGGACAUCAAAGCCCCAGCAAGAAGUGCACUGAGGAGUACAAAGUCUUCGGCUGGGGUCUCGGCCAAGAUUCAGAGUAAGCACGGUGCAGAGAAGCUGACAGGACAGCACAGCAGAAUCUUACUGAAGAAAGAUGGAAGUUCAAAGGUGUCUCAGAGGAUUAAUGAGUCGUCUGUCAUGGAUGAAGAAGUCCUGAACCGAGUGUACGGGACACCUGUGUACCAAGGCCACCGCAGCACUCUCAGAAAGGAACCAUACCUUCGAUUUAAAUCUCCCCCUCCCAAGUCCAAACCACAAAGGCCUAAAGUUCUGGAGACUGUAAGAGGGGUAAAGCUAAAGUCUGCUAAGAUACAGACGGGUUCCCAUGAGCUAACGAGAGCUAUUACCAAAUCGCCUGAAUUUUCAGUACCAAAGGAUUAUGGGCCGCAGUAUGUGUUCAGUCCAUCCAGGGAGACUGAUACGUCAUGCGUUGCUAUGGAGGGGCAUCUCAUCCCAAUGGCUAUUCCACUAGGACGGUCAAGGUUUGAUGGAGCGGCUCCUUUACCAUCAUCUGUAAUUCUUGGUCGACCUCAUCCAGUAACGGUAAAUGUGUCUGCUCCACCUGUGUCUCCUAAGCCCCAGGCAAUGGCUGUGAAACCCAAGGUAGCAGUGGUGGAGAUGAGAUCUGAGAAGAAGGAUCCCCCACAGCUGAGUGUGCAGGCGUUACCCUGUGUUGAUAUAGAUAGCAUAGCCAGUGACAGCCCCGACACAAGCCAGAGAGGUCAGAGUACUGAUCCUACAUCUCGUACACCCAGUCCUGCCAAACCAGACAUACAGUUGCCUGUUAACGUGGAAAGUGAAGAAGAGAUCAUGGCAUUCCCUGGCAGCUCGCUUCACGCUCCAGAAUUCAUCCAGGAUGAUCCAGUAGAUGAAGUCCCCGAACCAUUAUUGGAGCUUAAUGGUUGGGGAGAGACCAAUCCACCCCAGUAUGGUGGAAUUCCAUUUCCACCUCCUGUACCUGCUCCACAAACCAAUGCCGAUAUUCUUGAUGGGAUUAUCACUAGGAAGGAGACCCUCGAGAACAGACUGAUCAACUGGGUGGAGCAGGAAAUAAUGUCCCGAGUUAUUGGAGAAAUGCAUGUGGGUAGACAGGACCUCGUCCCUGAUAUCCCUGUGUCCAGCAGUGAGAAUAGUGAAGUAGAAUCCUCUGAUAUUGUUGAAACAGCUGGCGGUAAAGGCUUGCAGUUGUUUGUGGACACCGGUGUGCCUGUAGACUCCAGUCUAAUUCGCCAGUAUGUAAAUGAGGCACUGGGGGAGAUUAUUGCAGUCAUGCUGGGUGAAAUCCAAAAUGCGCCAGCUCCUCCGCCUCCAAAGAAGCCCGAUGUACAGCCAGUUCCUGUUGAUAUACCGCUAGUACCCACUCCUCAGUGCACUCCACCAUCCUCUCCUCAUCCUCCAUUGAGAGAGCCAUCUAUGGUGAAUACACCUCAACUCUCACCGCAAACCUCGUUGGAAGAACCAGAACUUCAACAAGAACUGUCUGAGGAUGCUGGGCAGAGGAUUCCAUUAAGUCAUGUUGAUACACCCACAAUCACACCAGUAGCAUCACCCCCGAGAGUGGACACUCCUACACCUCUUAUACCAGACGAUGAUGAAGGUCCAGAAAGUCCUGCCCCGAGUCCAUGGGACAAUAUGGAACAGCCAGUAGAAGAGGAGAACCCUCACUCUAUAACGGAAGCUGUUCAAUACAAAGAUGCUGCUGUAAUGACAGUGGCUGAAGAAGGACCAAAGAGCUUAAUCUCCGAACCGGAGAAACCAAUUCUGAUUUCUCCUGUACAAAGAACCCCGUCACCUGUUUCUUCUUUAACAAGCUCCUCACCUUCUACAGAUGAAAGCAGCCUGACAGUCACUGAGUCUUCCUCCACAGACAAACCCAUCUCUGAAGGAGAGGUCUUGUACAGUUAUGGACAGAUGGUUGCUGCAAGAGCCUUAGCAGAAGGUGGUCUCCUUUAUCCAAACUUGAUGGAAAGUAUGUCCAGCACUCUCAGGGAUGCUCAUGAUAUGGAAUUGGAUCCUCCUAGUGAAGGACAGGUAAUCCACGGACCUCGCAGAGGCGCACACCAUGACCCCGUCCUGUCGCUAUUAGCCAAAUUUAAUCAGGAUCCUGUUGCACGGCAUGAGGCACUCUACCAUCCUGAGAACUCUGGGGACAUAAGCAGCAUGGGGGAGAUCAGCGAGGGUCAAAGGCCGCGUCUUACCGGGGCAGCAGAGCAAGUCCUGGUGGGACACUCUGCUUUUAUGGACAAGCCCACUAAUGCAGGUCAAACUGCUGGACAUCUGAAGAAACGUCCAUCUUCCCCCGGACAAUACAUGGACGUACCAGGAGGUCACCACGGAGAUCCUGAUGUUAGCUCUGGCCCAAUGAGCAUCCGGGACCUGGAGUCCCAGCUUCAGCCUUCUCAUUAUCCACAUGCCGAAGAUUUGCACCAAAUCCCAGCUAAAGCCAGAAACGUCUCGCAGGGUCCUGGACAACCUCAAAAGGAGCAUCAGCCAGUGCCUACCCGCCUCAUACAAGUUGGCGUCAAGUCAGGAGAUGGUCCACACCAAGUAAUACAGGAAGAUUCAGAUCGAACCGUGGUGGAGCCCAAUAUGUACUUGGGCUCUGUGUUUCCAGGGGAAGCUGCCCAGCCCUCAAAAAAGAUGACUGUGACCCUGCCAUCUACAAGUGAAGCCGACGACAAAAUCAGACCUACUGUUGUGGAUUCGGAUUCCUCCGGUUCUGAUACGUUCUGAUACACGGACAUAAUACUGGCAACAGCUAUUUCUGGCGGUCAUUUUGUGGUGGAAUUCUGUGCCAGGAACACACCCACAUACAGUAUGAUGAGUGUGACAUUUCCCAACACUGAUCUGGUGGGGAUGGCGUUAGACAGGUUUUCGUGCUUCUCUCAGUAUCCCUGGAUGUACCUGAUAAAUGUGACUGGAUCAGGCUAAAUUGCCCUGAAUGAUCUAUGGAUUGAUUUUAUUUUGUGGUGCCUUAUUGGUAGGAUUAUUUUAUAAAUUUCUGAUGACCUUAUGUAUGUAUGUGACAGAUAACAGCCAAACCUUUGUGGUUUUAUUUGUGUAGUUUUUUUUAUGAGGUGUAAAUAUUUUAUACUUUUUUUUUUUUAACUUUAAUUCGUACAACUGUACAUUAAAAGACACUGAGGUAUCCUGUUGUCUAUU